AUGAGGUCUCCCUUCAAGUGGGUAACAGUAUGGGCACCAACUCCUCAACCUACUGAGGAGGCAGAUAUGCCGCCUUAUCCGUUUCGUGGGGUCGCUUUUCAGAAUACCACCAUCCGACAGACGUUGAGAGUGACAGCCAGCGGUGACUGUAUCCGGGUUCGCCUGUCCAACUUGUUUGGAUUGGAGACAUUGCACAUCUCAAGAGCUGUGAUUGCUGUUCCUCGGCCACACGACCCGCUCGCUCCUGGUGGUUCUCCCUCGAUCUUCAAGGAAACAGCACAGUGGGUCCUGUUUGAUGGCGAACAACAGAUCUCAGUGCCUGGAGGCUCCCACGUGGUAUCAGACAGCUUCAAUUUCCCAAUCCAAGCGGGACAGGUCUUAUCGAUUACCAUCUUUCUCCAGAAAGGCCAUCAUUCUCGACAGAUCACCUCCCACCCAGGCAGUCGCACAGACUCCUGGCUCUGUCAUGGCGACCAGUCGAUGGCAUCUGAACUCUCUGGGCCUGAUUUACAGUCGUCGACACAUUGGUAUUUCCUCUCUGGAGUCGAAAUGUGUCUCGAUGCUGCUCAUCACGGAACCCUGGUUCUCCUGGGCGACAGCAUAACUGACGGGCGCUGUAGCACAGAUAACGCAAACGACCGCUGGCCAGACCUUCUAUUCGACCGUAUGCAGCAACAUCCAUUCGCGCAGAAUAUUGCCAUUAUCAACCAGGCCGUGGGGGGCGGAAGGGUUCUGCAAGAUGGCAAAGGACCAAGCCUUUUGAGUCGUGUAGAUCGUGACGCGAUCUCUCAGCCAGGUCGACGCUACAUCUUGGUUUUUCAUGGGGUGAAUGACAUUGGGACGGCAGAGUCUAACCUCGUCUCUUUACAAGAGGUCACAAAAGCUCUGAAAAAGGCAUAUCGCCAGAUUGUUUCGCGCUGCCAUGCGCACGGCUUGUACGUCUUGGGAGCCACUAUUGGGCCAAUGGGUGGUAACAAGCCUUAUGGAACCUGUGAAUUACGUGAAAGGGCGCGCCAGGACGUUAACGAAUGGAUCCGGAAGUCUGGCAUAUUUGAUGCCGUGGUAGACUUUGACUACGUCCUGCGAUCUACUAAGGAUGCUAGUCGACUGAAGGAAGAGUACAACUCCGGAGACCAGUUGCACCCAAACGUUGCAGCGUUCGGAGCAAUGGCAGCUUCCUUUCCAUUGGAUGUUUUUGCGCAGUUUGGCCCAAUUGAGGCUUCUGGCUGUGAGCUUAUACCACGCAGUGCUUGA
Fusarium musae is the source of this 1254-nucleotide messenger RNA. RefSeq lists its product as uncharacterized. NCBI's taxonomy places the organism in Eukaryota, Fungi, Ascomycota, Sordariomycetes, Hypocreales, Nectriaceae. The coding region runs from base 1 to 1254 and encodes 417 amino acids. The record is from RefSeq and is a predicted model, not a curated record. The transcript is spliced from 2 exons.